GCAGAGGGCAUGGUGCAUUGGAUGAACAACAGGCCCGUCAAGAUGUCCCACUCCUCUUUCGGUUCGGGCGAGGGCGCGGAGUGCGCGAAUGUCGGCGGCCUGCGAAAAUUAUGUGCAGAUCUGGGUGCUCAGGCUACCUUCUGUGAAUGGGUCGUGGUCCCAGGGCUAGAGUUGAACGUGGCUUCGCGUUUCUUUAAGUCUUGGGGUUGCUGGAUAUCGCAGUGGAACGUCCGCAGUAAAGGGUUGUCCAGGGACAAGAAGAGGAAUGAUAUUAAAACCAUCGUGGGCGAGUCCAGCGUGGCAGAGCGUUUCCCUGACCGCGCCUUGGUGGUCCUGGCCGGCGAUUUCGCCGAACGCCUUCGACCUCUGCGCCCAGGCUUGCCCGGCGGAGAG
Molecule: messenger RNA, 393 nt
Organism: Prorocentrum cordatum
Lineage: Eukaryota; Dinophyceae; Prorocentrales; Prorocentraceae
Source: the annotation of a GenBank genome assembly